AUGACCCCACCGAAGUCUUUACUGAUCGACGUCCGCUCCCCUGCCGAAUUCGCAACUGGUUCGCUCUCACUCGAUCUGCGCCCCGCCAUCAACAUCGAAUACCAGCUCAUCGAUACACUCCCCGCCGUCUACCCAGAUGUGAGCAAAGACACCAGCAUUACUCUUUACUGCAGAAGUGGGAGACGAUCCGAUAUUGCGCUAAAAACGCUGAAGGCGCUGGGUUACACAAACGCGAGGGAUAUUGGGGGGCUAGAGGACGCGCGGGCGGUAUUGGAUAAGGAAACCGUGACCAGGCAAUUGGAAGAGGGGAUGGAGCAAGAGAGUGAUGAGAAGGAAAUUGGAAAGACUGGGAAGGAGAAUGUGAAGAGUGGAGAGAGGGUUGAGGCGUUUGGGAAGUUGAUGGAGGGACUGAGGGCUUUGGACGAUUGA
Molecule: messenger RNA, 429 nt
Organism: Dothidotthia symphoricarpi CBS 119687
Lineage: Eukaryota; Fungi; Ascomycota; Dothideomycetes; Pleosporales; Dothidotthiaceae
Exons: 1
Coding region: 1-429 (142 amino acids)
Source: RefSeq, a predicted model, not a curated record